AUUCCCCUGGACGAGAACUCUCUCUUCUUUAUUGUCGCCAGCGAUGGCGUGUGGGAGUUCAUUAGCAGCGAAGAGGCGGUCAGCAUUGUUUCCAGCUACGUAACGGGGUCCCCCACCGACGGCAAGAAGAUGAAAGACGCUGCAGACCGCCUGGCUUAUGAGGCCUUUCGAAGGUGGAUAGACGAGGAGGGCAACGUCGUCGACGACGUGACGGUGAUUGUCGUUUGGGUUGCGAGCCAAGUAGGCCAUGGCUGCUGCUGCGCCCCAGAGGUCUGCCUGGACGAGCUGGCCGUCGAGCAGCAAGUGCUGCAGCAGCAGCAGCAGCGGGAGGGCCCCGUUGCUGCAGCAGCAAAAGCCAAAAACAUCUGUUUCUGCUGCUGGCUCCAGCCUGCUGUAAAGAAAUAG
Molecule: messenger RNA, 405 nt
Organism: Eimeria tenella
Lineage: Eukaryota; Apicomplexa; Conoidasida; Eucoccidiorida; Eimeriidae
Exons: 4
Source: RefSeq, a predicted model, not a curated record